This is a messenger RNA of Schistocerca nitens (vagrant locust), 1261 nucleotides long. RefSeq lists its product as uncharacterized. Bases 116 to 1261 code for a protein of 381 amino acids. The record is from RefSeq and is a predicted model, not a curated record. Lineage: Eukaryota; Metazoa; Arthropoda; Insecta; Orthoptera; Acrididae. The transcript has 9 exons.
CCUCCGCUGCAAGCGUCCGCUCGCCGGGAGCUGUCGCGUGCUUUCGUGUCCGAGGUGUUGCCCGACGAGUCCCCAGUGUGCGACUCCAGAUGGCCGCCUGAAAACCGUCGCCGCUAUGGGCUUAGCGGCGAACCUGCUGCUGCAGCUGCUGGUGUCUGCCGCGCUCUCCCUUGGAGAUGGGUUGCGGCUGCUGGAGGUACGCGUGCCGGUGCACGCGGUGCGCGGGCAGACGGCGCGGCUCGAGUGCCGCUUCGACCUGGAGGGCGAGUCGCUGUACUCGGUCAAGUGGUACAAGGACGGCCGCGAGUUCUACCGCUUCGUGCCCAGGGACACGCCGCCCGCGCAGCUCUUCCCGCUGCCUGGAGUCGCCGUCGAGAUCGGCAACUCGACGUCGAGCCGCGUGGAGCUGCGCGACCUGACGGCGGCCACCUCUGGCCGCUACCGGUGCGAGGUCUCCGGCGAGGCGCCCUCCUUCCAGACCGUCUCCGACCACGGCGAUCUGCUCGUAGUCGCCCUGCCUGAGGAAGGGCCGCGCAUAACGGGAGGACGACCCCGCUAUCAGAUUGGCGACACUGUCGACGUCAACUGCACCUCGGGGAGGUCACGGCCGGCGGCUCAGCUCGCCUGGUUCAUCAACGGAGACAGAGUGGAGGACGAGCGUCUGCUGCGCGGCCCUCAGGUAGUGGACGGCGGCGCGGGCGACGGCUCUGUGGAGACGGUGCUGGGGCUGAGGUUCCGCGUGGCGCCGCGCCACUUCCCGGGCGGCGCUGGCGGCGACCUGCGCCUCAAGUGCCUGGCCACGGUCGCCACGGUCUUCUGGAGGAGCCGCGAGGAGGCCGCCACAGCCGGGCCCGGCCGCCGCGCGGAGCUGCACGACGCGCUCGACGUCGCGCCCGGCGCCGAAGGGCUCGCCAGGAGCGCCGCCGCCAAAGAUCAAAGUGAACAAAUGGUCCAACUGCUUGAAGUGAUGAAUCACUUCAUGACGGUGCAGAUGACUUCACACAAGACGCCGGAGUCAACGGCAGUGCCACUGCCCGCACAACCUGUGCAUGUGCUGCCACAUCGUGAGGCGAAGGAAGACUGGGCAGAGCGCCUCGCACAUUUCGCUGUACCCAUCUCAGCACGUCACAUUCAAGGCUUUGUACUUUUAGAUUCCAUACCUGCCUGGGCGCACCAGCCGCUGCUGUAUUUGGCUCCAGUGGACCCCGCGCCGUCGGUGCUGAUCCUGGAGCCAAUGAAAGUCGACGCCAUUCCACAAUAG